GGGAGACAACUUGUGUUAUACACGAACGAACGACGAAACGGGAAGGGGUGUUAGUGGCUGAGCCAAAUUACUACAUUGAAACUCGCAGAAGGUUCCUCAAAUAUGGCUUCACGUCUUGUUGAGUUCUAUGAACGGAUUGCCAAAGAUUUGGAUCGCACCAUGGACUUCUGGCUAAAGCAUUCGCAUGAUGAAACUUAUGGGGGAUUUUUCAAUUGCCUCAGUAAAGAUGGGAAGGUGUAUGACCGUUUAAAACACGUCUGGUUACAGGCAAGACAGAUCUGGACAUAUUGUCGCCUUUACAACGAAGUGGACAGGUUCCGACGACAAGAUAUACUGGAGGCAGCUUUGAAAGGAAUGAAUUUUCUUCAAAAAUACGCCAAGGAUCCCCAGACUUGGAAGUGCCACUUGGUGCUGACCGAGGAGGGCAAAGCGGUGAAGACACAGCGUUCCAUCUUCUCCGAGUGUUUUUAUCUGAUGGCACUGUCGGAGAUGGGCAGAGCGAGCGGGGAAAAGACAUAUAUGAUAGAGGCCUUACAGAUGAUGGAGAAGAUCGUGCACUGGGUUCGCGAGGAUGACACAGACUUGGGACGCCCUGCGAUGGAAGGAGCGGUGCCCACUAGUUCCCUCGCUGUUCCCAUGAUGCUCCUUUGUCUAAUCGAUCAGCUGGAAUCUGUGGACCCAACCCUUGAAACCAAAUAUAGGGAUCUUACAGGAUGGUGUCUGACCGAAGUUAAGAAACACGUUCAGAGGGAUGGCACAGUUAUAUUAGAGAAUGUCAGUCCAGACGGAGAGGAGCUCCCGGGGUGUAUGGGGAGGCUGAUGCUACCAGGUCACUCCAUCGAGGCUGGCUGGUUCCUACUGCAAUACGCCAUCACCAAGGGCAACGACGAUGUGAAAAAGAUGGCCAUAGACAAGUUCAUACUCAACCCUUUCCAUUACGGCUGGGACCAAACCCAUGGAGGACUGAUGUACUUUUUGGACGUAGACAACUGGUCACCCACACAGCUCGAGUGGGACAUGAAACUAUGGUGGGCUCACAACGAGGCCCUCAUAGCAUUCCUCAUGGUGUAUAAAGAAACAGGCGAUACCAAAAUGAUUGAUAUCUUUGCGAAGAUAUUUGACUACAGCUAUUCCCACUUUGUUGAUGAAGAAAAUGGUGAAUGGUAUGGUUAUCUCAAUCGAAAUGGUGAAAUCAGCAUGGACUUCAAGGGUGGCCCUUGGAAAGGGUGCUUCCAUGUUCCUCGUUAUCAGAUGAUGUGUGAAAAGAUGCUUAAGGAACUCGCAAAAUAAAGCCUCGCAAAGAGUCAACAUAACCUAUUGUUGAUAACUGCCAGACAGAAGUUUUUAGAAUGAAUUUCAAAAGUUUUAACAUUGCUAUCAUUUUGUAACAAUGUAACAUUGUUAAAAUUUUGUGGAAGUUUUGUUCUUGUUCAAAACUGUUGACAGAUAAUAGGGCCACUAUUGACAUUUUAAUUCAUUACCAGCAUUAGUGGAACAUAUCAUCUCUAAUUACAGAUUAACAAAAUCAGCAUAUUCUAAUAUCGGAAGUGUACCAAUCAUUAAUUAUGAUAUCAUUUGACUAACUAUUGUAUUAAGUUUCAGCAAAUGUUUUGAUACAUUAUGAAUUGUAGCAUCAACCAUCUUGACAUGGUUUGGUUUUUCUCUCUCCAUUUUCAGACACAACAACAGCAUUGUAAAUACACAAAUGAAAUUUGAACAAAAAAGAUAUAAGUAGUGUUUUAAUAAACAGUGAUAUUUUAAGUAAAUGUUUAUUAUGAAGCGUGAAAAAGUGAGGACUGAAUACAACCCAGUUGAAUAAGAAUUUCUCUUAAUUUUGAGAUCAUUUGGUAACACAGCCGAAAUGUAACGACCAAAAAUACAGGAGAUUGUUUGUAUGGACAGCAUAGUCUCCAACAACAUUGUUGAAAACAGCAGAUUUAUUACAUGGACUUACAAGUUACACAUAUACAAAACAAAACAUAACUGUUGUACUGUCUCCAGAAGUCAUGGAUACCACAUCUUACAGCCAGAGUGGAUCAAGGUCAAAUGUAACUAACUCAACAGUAAACUAACAAAAGGCCUUGAAAAUGGCUUCAGUCGAUUUACAAAUUUUGUAGCACCCCAUGGCAACAGUUACUGUCAACCAAACGACACUAUAGACAUUUGGUUCUUCAGAAGGUACUCAGUGAUUUAACAAAUUGGACCCCUUGCACAUUGAAUAGAUCAUUGUCUUUUCUUUAAAUAAUCUUUAGCCAUUUACUGUAUCAAAACCAUAAGCCUAUCUGAACAAGCUGUGUAUAUCCCUGUGAUUGGCAGUAGAAAAUGGCAAUAUUUACCCAAAUAUUUUACAGGAGUCAUAGAAAGCUGUUAUUAAAGUAUGAUAAGCAUGUA
This is a messenger RNA of Pecten maximus, 2391 nucleotides long. Its product is annotated as N-acylglucosamine 2-epimerase-like. Gene Ontology annotation, molecular function: N-acylglucosamine 2-epimerase activity. Bases 103 to 1290 code for a protein of 395 amino acids. NCBI's taxonomy places the organism in Eukaryota, Metazoa, Mollusca, Bivalvia, Pectinida, Pectinidae. The transcript is spliced from 9 exons. Gene Ontology annotation, biological process: N-acetylmannosamine metabolic process; carbohydrate metabolic process; N-acetylglucosamine metabolic process. The record is from RefSeq and is a predicted model, not a curated record.